GCGCGGUGACGUCAGGGGCGGGGCCGCCCGGCGCUGCGGUCCGCCCGGCGCUGAGGGGCGGCCUCGCUCCGCGCCGCUCGGCGGCCGGCCCCGGGGCGGGGGCAGGCAGAGCCCGGCGCGGCGCCGAGCAUGCGAGUGCCGGCGGGGCGGGCUGCAGCGGCAAGCCGGAGCCGGGGGCAGCGGCGGGCCGGGGCGGCGGAGCCAUGUUGCUGGCCUCGGCCGUGGUGGUGUGGGAAUGGCUGAACGAGCACGGGCGCUGGCGGCCCUACAGCCCUGCUGUCAGCCACCACAUCGAGGCGGUGGCCAGAGCCGGACCGCGGGCGGGGGGCAGCGUGGUGCUGGGCCAGGCCGACAGCCGCCUGGCGCCGUACAUCAUCGACCUGCAGUCCAUGCACCAGUUCCGCCAGGACACCGGCACCAUCCGCCCGGUCCGGCGCAGCUACUAUGACCCCUCGUCGGCGCCGGGCAAGGGAGUGGUGUGGGAGUGGGAGAACGACAGCGGCUCCUGGACGCCCUACGACAUGGACGUGGGCAUCACCAUCCAGCGCGCCUACGAGAAGCAGCACCCCUGGGUGGACCUGAGCGCCAUCGGCUUCUGCUACGUCAUCGACUUCGCCACCAUGGGCCAGAUCAACCGCCAGACCCAGCGCCAGCGCCGCAUCCGCCGCCGCCUCGACAUGGUCUACCCCCUGGUCUCGGGCACCCUGCCCAAGUCGCAGUCCUGGCCGGCCAGCCCCGGGGCGGCGGCGGCGCCCCCGGUGCCCGCCUGCGCCUGCCCCCAGUGUCUCCUGGUCAUGAGCGUCAAGGCCACCGUGUCGGCCGCCGGCCCUGGCGCCGCCACCCUCCAGCCCCGUAAAGCGCCCCCUGCGCCGCCCACCGCUCCUAAAGCUCCGGCUCCGGCCUCGGGGCCCAAGGCGCCCGACGGCACAGCCACGGUGCGUGGCACGCUGAAGCCGCUGGCAGCCCAAGGAGGCCGGCGGCAGGCGGCCAGCACUCCCGCCCUGAGCUUGGCCAGCUCCGCCGCCAGCCCCCCUGGUGCGGGCAGUGCCAAGGCCUCCCGUCCUGCCCUGAGCACCCUGAACCGCAGCCACCUCCAGCGCCUGGCCAUCGCCCAGUCCCGGGUGCUGAUUGCUUCUGGGGUCCCCACCGUCCCCGUGAAGAACCUCACUGGCUCCAGCCCGGUCAACCCAGCGCUGGCAGGGAUCACCGGGAUCCUGAUGAGCGCGGCCGGGCUGCCCGUGUGCCUGACCCGGCCCCCCAAGCUGGUGCUGCACCCCCCGCCCGUCAGCAAGAGCGAGAUCCAGUCCAUCCCUGGCAUCUCCCACACCUGCCGCAAGACCACAAAGAAGCAGGCCAAGAAGGGUAAAACCCCGGAGGAGGUGCUGAAGAAAUACCUGCAGAAGGUGCGGCACCCCCUGGAUGAGGACUGCACCAUCUGCAUGGAGCGCCUCUCUGCACCCUCUGGCUACAAGGGACCCCAGCCCACCGUCAAGCCUGACCUGGUGGGGAAGCUGGUGAAGUGUGGACACAUCUUCCACCUCCACUGCUUGGUGGCCAUGUACAACAACGGCAACAAGGAUGGAAGCCUGCAGUGUCCCACCUGUAAAACCAUCUAUGGGGUGAAGACAGGGACGCAGCCCCCGGGGAAGAUGGAGUACCACAUCAUCCCUCAUGCCCUGCCUGGCCACUCCGAGUGCAAAACCAUUCGCAUCAUCUACAACAUCCCCCCGGGGGUGCAGGGACCAGAGCAUCCAAACCCUGGGAAGAGCUUCACCGCCCGCGGCUUUCCCCGGCACUGCUACCUGCCAGACAGCGAGAAGGGCAGAAAGGUACUGAAGCUGCUGCUGGUGGCCUGGGACCGACGCUUGAUCUUUGCCAUUGGGACCUCCAGCACCACAGGCGAGUCGGACACGGUGAUCUGGAACGAGAUCCACCACAAGACAGAGUUUGGAUCCAACCUCACCGGCCAUGGCUACCCUGACAUCAACUAUCUGGACAAUGUCCUCGCUGAGCUUGCAGCCCAGGGCAUCACAGAGGAGAGCCUGGCGCAGGAGAAGGACUGAGAUGGCGGCAGGGAGGCAAGGGAAGGGGUGCCUGUGCCCCUCUUCCGCCCUCCCCACCUCCCGAGGAUAAAGCUGCUGGAGAAACUCACCUGGAGGCUUUGUAGGGGGCACCUAGAGCCCCCCAGUCCUGGUGGCACUGCCCAGUGGGAGCAUCUCCAGGCUGGCCAGGAAUGUGGGAGCAGGUCUGCUAGGUUGUCCCCUUCACUCUGGCAGGGAGGGAGCCACAGUGUUCUGUGCUGGCCUGGCUGUACCCUCUGCCUAGCGUCCUGUCCCCUCUGCCACCAUGGUGAGGGCUUGAGGGGUGCCAGGGUGCCCUCCUUCCUCAUGCAUGGGAUGAUCCCAGGCUGGCUUCAUGCCCCUGACACCCACCUGGGCGUGGGACCUGGCCUCGGGUGGGAGUGGGAUCCGCAGGAGUCCCCCUUGCUCUGCCUUCUCCCUCCACUGUCUCCUUGUUCCUUUGUCCUGUCUGGUCCCUCCUCAUGGGUCUCCUGUGUCUGUGGAGGCUGGGGGGCCCAGGUCUGCCUCAGCUGGGUCCCCCAGCCCUGUGCCCCCAUCUCCUCUUGGCUGUGUCUGAACUGUGCCCUGCAGGGUCCCCUUGCCUGGGCUGCACCCCCAGGCUGUCCUGGGGAGGGGCUGCUGGGUGGCAGGGAGCAGGGGCAGGGGCAGAGGUCUCCUGGCUUGUUUGCCACCCUCCUGUGUUGGUUCCUUGAACUUCUCAUGGGGGUGUCCCUGUGUGACUCUAUCUAUACCUCACCUUUUGGGGCUGUGUUGUGUAUCUGUGUGUAUAGGUGCUGGGGGCUGGGGAGGUGAGCUGGGGGCUGGGAGAGCUUAGUGCUGUGGCCAGGCUGGAGGCUGAGCCCUGUGGCACUUGGUGGGGAGCAGGGGGAGCACCACUCCCCUACUGCAGGGACUCCUCACCCUGAAAAGGGGUCAGUGCCCCACAGUGGGGCUGUUGCCAGUGGGUCCCCAUGGGGCCAGGUGCAAGUGUGGGUCCCCUUCCCACUGGGUCUUAGCACUACCUGAGGGGUGGUGGUGGGCAGCUGGCUGGAAUUGGGUUGGCACAGUGGUUUUGGGCUGGGGCCAGGGUGGUUGAUGUGGGGAGGGGAGCAUGGGUAACAGGGGGUGGGUGUUGCAUGACAUCUUGGAGCCCCUGCUAGCCCCUGGGGACUUCCUAGGACCUCUCAGAGUCACCUGUGAUGGAGGUCUGCAUGGCUUUGUUGACUGCCCUGCAGGGCACUCUUCUCGUUGGCAGGGGCUGGUUGUGCUCACAAGACCCCCGGGCUUGGAGAGCAAGUGGAGGGCACUGCCCAGGCUGCCCCCAGCCCUGCACCAUUGCUCCCAGGGCAGCCUGGGGUCUCCUAGCCUGUUCUGUUGUGUUCACCUCCUGGUUCUCCUGGGGGGGUCACCUUGCCCUGUGUCCCAGGGGAUGGCAGUGUGGGAUGGGGGGGGCACCCUGCUGUGCAUCGUUCUGUUGUCCUUGAUGUUGUUUCUUCUCCCUGGCCUGGGAAAUGUGUGCCAGCCCCAGCCAGGCACUCUGCAGAGGGGAGAGGGCAUCAAUAAAGCAGAUGGCAGGGGACACUGCACGGCCUGGCCUCUCUGUUGUCUUCUGUCCGUCGUCUGUGUGCCCAGGUGAGUGAGGUGGCACCGGGGGGGGGAGGCCAGGCCCUC
Molecule: messenger RNA, 3731 nt
Organism: Dryobates pubescens (Downy woodpecker)
Lineage: Eukaryota; Metazoa; Chordata; Aves; Piciformes; Picidae
Gene: DTX4
Product: deltex E3 ubiquitin ligase 4
Exons: 9
Coding region: 204-2063 (619 amino acids)
Biological process (GO): protein ubiquitination; Notch signaling pathway
Cellular component (GO): nucleoplasm
Molecular function (GO): ubiquitin protein ligase activity; zinc ion binding
Source: RefSeq, a predicted model, not a curated record